Encephalitozoon hellem ATCC 50504 is the source of this 918-nucleotide messenger RNA. Its product is annotated as RING-finger domain-containing ubiquitin ligase. Bases 1 to 918 code for a protein of 305 amino acids. The transcript has a single exon. NCBI's taxonomy places the organism in Eukaryota, Fungi, Microsporidia, Unikaryonidae. The record is from RefSeq and is a predicted model, not a curated record.
AUGGCGAGAGGAAACGGGAAUAAUAACUUUUUGAACAUCAUGAGGUCUAUGCUAAGUUUUUUGGAUGCAAGGAUAGAGUCAUCUGAUGCUGAUGCGAGCAAUACUCCUGGAGGAGUCUUUAUGAGCAGACUAAGAAGUAGGCUAAUCGACUUGAUAAAUGGUAGGAUGGAAGCUAGAAGCAGCGAAAGGGAUGAGGGGGCAGCUGCCCCUUCGGAGGGUUCAAGAGGUGCAGGAAGAAGAGGCCGCGGAAGGAAGAGCUCGAGUAGGCCUCAGAAUGAGGUGCCCACUGUGGAGGAGCGGAAUUUGGUCGACAGAUGUAGUAGAAUGAUAGGCGAGGCCGAGGAGAGGCAAGCAAGGGGGAGGCGGCGAAUCAGAGCGGCCUCUGUAAGUCGGAGUAGAAGGAUUCAGGGGUCUGGAAGCGGGACGGCCAUGGAUCCUGUCACGCUAACUACAUCCAUUGUUGUUACAGGAAAUGAAAGAGGAUCUUCACAAAUCCCUUUACAAAGUGAAGAGGGGCAGAAUGAGACUAGAUCUGAAGAGUCAAGAAGCCUGGGAAACAGGGGAUUCAGGGUUGUUUUCCCACGAGUUCCCUCUCAGGAGCUCCGAUUUCUGUUCCUUACGCCCCAGAGCGAGGGAGCAAGGGGAAAUGUUAUAUAUGAAAUACAGAUCAACUUUGAUAUAUUUGAUGCUUCAGCAGAGCCUCCUGUGACAGCCACCAAGGAAUCAUUGAAUAAAACCGACGUUGUGAGUGCCGGAAAGGCUGAUGAGGUAUGUGAGUGCACUAUAUGCAUGUCUAAUUUUUCUAUGAACCAGAAGAUAAGAGUUCUGCCGUGUGACCACAGGUUCCAUACUGGAUGUGUUGACAAGUGGCUACUUGGGCAUUCUAACAAAUGCCCUGUCUGUAGAACGGUCAUUUGA